Messenger RNA from Diceros bicornis minor, 1892 nucleotides. RefSeq names its product probable UDP-sugar transporter protein SLC35A4. The transcript has a single exon. Gene Ontology annotation, biological process: pyrimidine nucleotide-sugar transmembrane transport. The coding region runs from base 1 to 975 and encodes 324 amino acids. Gene Ontology annotation, molecular function: pyrimidine nucleotide-sugar transmembrane transporter activity. Lineage: Eukaryota; Metazoa; Chordata; Mammalia; Perissodactyla; Rhinocerotidae. The record is from RefSeq and is a predicted model, not a curated record. Gene Ontology annotation, cellular component: Golgi membrane.
AUGAGUGUAGAGGACGGGGGUAUGCCAGGCCUUGGCCAUCCCAGGCAGGCCUGCUGGACCCUGAUGCUACUUCUGUCCACUGCUAUGUAUGGUGCCCAUGCCCCAUUGUUGGCACUGUGCCAUGUGGAUGGCCGAGUGCCCUUCCGGCCCUCCUCAGCUGUGCUGCUGACUGAGCUGACCAAGCUCCUGUUGUGCGCCUUCUCCUUCCUGGUGGGCUGGCAAGCAUGGCCCCGGGGGGCCCCACCCUGGCGCCAGGCUGCCCCCUUUGCACUAUCAGCCCUGCUCUACAGUGCUAACAACAACCUGGUGAUCUAUCUUCAACGUUAUAUGGACCCGAGCACCUACCAGGUGCUGAGCAAUCUCAAAAUUGGAAGCACGGCCCUGUUCUACUGCCUCUGUCUCCGACACCGCCUCUCUGCACGCCAGGGCUUAGCAGUGCUGCUGCUGAUGGCAGCAGGGGCCUGCUAUGCAGCUGGUGGCCUCCAGGACCCUAGGAACCCCCAUCCUGGUCCUCCUUCAGCAGCUGCUGCUGGCUCCAUGCCCCUGCACAUCACUCCACUAGGACUGCUGCUUCUCGUCCUAUACUGCCUCAUCUCAGGCUUGUCAUCCGUGUAUACAGAACUGCUCAUGAAGCGACAGCGGCUGCCCCUGGCACUUCAGAACCUCUUCCUCUACACCUUUGGUGUGCUUCUGAACCUAGGUCUGCAUGCAGGUGGCGGCCCAGGGCCAGGCCUCCUGGAGGGUUUCUCAGGAUCGGCAGCGCUCGUGGUGCUGAGCCAGGCACUAAAUGGACUGCUCAUGUCAGCUGUCAUGAAGCAUGGCAGCAGCAUCACACGCCUCUUUGUUGUGUCCUGCUCACUAGUGGUCAACGCCAUGCUCUCAGCAGCCCUGCUGCAGCUCCAGCUCACAGCUGCCUUCUUCCUGGCCACACUGCUCAUUGGCCUGGCUGUGCACCUGUACUAUGGCAGCCACUAGCCCCUGACCCUAUAGAUUGGGCACCACCAUCAGAGCCACCUCCCAGCCCUCCCCACCUCUCACCUCAGCGGCCCUGUAACAAGUGCCUUGUGAGAAAAGCUGGGGAAGUGAGAGCAGCUGGGUUAGUCUCUGGAGGUGCGUGGGUGAAGGCAUACGCCUGGGAGACUUGAAGAGUGGGUUUGGUUAAGUAAAUGCUUAACCCCCCCAAGUUCUUGCAGAUUAAGGAAUUGGAGGAGUAUCAAUACCUAGGCCUCAGAAAUGACCCCAUCCCUGAUGGAGGAGGCUUCUUGCCUUAUCCUGCACGAAUGCAGUUGCUUAAAGUGGGACACGGCCAACAGUUGGCUUUCCUUGCCUACUGUGGUCACCCUAGCAGACCCACUGCCCCCAGGCUUGGUGCUGGCUGCCGUAGCCCAGGUAUGGUGCGUGACUCCCCCAUAAGGGAUACUCACUUCCCACUGUCAUGUAGGAAAGCCCAAUUGCCACAGAUUACAUACCCAUCACCCAGGCCACUCUACCUAGCUGCCCUAGCUCCAGGAGCGCCUGGAGACAGUGCCCCCUGCUCCCUCCACAGUGCUGCUCUCCACACCCAGCCUUUGUUCUGGAAACCCCAGAGAAGGGCUGGGGCUUGACUCAUCUCAGGGAAUGUUGCCCCUGGGCCCUGGCUUAAGUCUACACUCCUGACCUCUCUGCUCACCCCAAGGGCCCUUUUGAAGCCCACUGCCCCCUCUAUGGCUCGUAGGAGGUACCAUCCUUUCCCCUCUGGGUUCUGCCCCUGCCUGGCAGUGUCCCAGCUCCCAACAGACUAGGGAAGCUCUACACAGAGUGACCUGGGACCAGGAACAGGGAAACUUGUAUAGCUCAAUCAGUGUCUCUAACUGCAUAAACAAUAAGGUGUUAAUAAAGUGUUCUGGGGUGUA